AUUUUCCAAGUAAAUACUAAAUAGUGCACAGCUACUGGUAUUGAGUUUUCAAAUUAUUGUACAUAUUUGAGAAUGUUUCGACGUAAUUAUCGUAUAAAUAGUUGAAUUUUCGCUCGAAAUUAUCGCCAAAUCGAUUACAAUUCACUUGUGCUUCUCAAUGGUCCAACGAAAUGACAGAAGCUCCCAAGAAGUUAUGCAAAUUCCUCUGAUAACGUCCAAAAUAAUUAGAUAUCCGAGCUAUGGACGAACCAAUCAAGAAAAGAGCGAAAAUCGAAGAAAUUGAUAUCGAACGUGUGCUGGGUGUGUUUCAGCAACACUUGCUGCGCAACUGUUUAUGUACGUUUUCGGAAUUCGAGUUACAAAAACUGUACAACGUUCUACGAACAGAUUCCACAUCGAGACUAACUCGCAAUCAAAAGCUACUGUUGAUCACGUCGAUCCAGUUAAUCUGCGAUAUCGCGAUAAAACAGAACUCGAAAAGCCAUAUUUGCGCCGGAAUUGCCAAUAUUUGUAAUACGUUCGCGCGUUACGAGGCAGAACUAACGGAUUACUUUUUGAAACUAUCCGAGGACUCGGAUCAGUACAUUUCAUUCGCUACUAGUCGAGCAGUGUCGUCGUUUUUCAUAAUAGUUAGAACGCACAAUGACCAAAGAUUGAUGGAAGAGGCUGACGAAACGGACGAAAUGCUACCAGACCAAGAAGAAGACGAAGACGAUCAAAUAUUGCUGAAUUCGGUGACAGCUAGCUUAGUCGAGUGUUCGAGACUGGGCAGCGAGUCGUUUUCACUGGAUACGGUAUCGUUUUCUUUGGACGUUCUGAAAAGGUUGAUAGAAUGGAGAGAAGUAGAAGUGCACACGUUGGAAGAUUCAUCGUCCGAAGACGAAAACAGACCAGCGGCUGAAAAUUGUCGAGCUUUGACGGUCGUCGAGUCGCAACGAAUCGAUUUCAUGCAGAUAAAAUGCCUGUGUAUAAAUUCGCUGAAAUCGAGUUGGCCCGUUAUAGUGACCAAUUUCAAUAACUUGAUCGCCGGUAACGAUCCGAUGUACGAUUAUCACAUCAUUACGUUUUUAAAUCUUUGGGAGACUAUAAUCUCGGUGAAGGCGAAUCUAUCCGUGAACGAUACGAAGUUAUUUUAUUCGAAUUUAGACACGUAUAUCCAACUUCUGUCUCCGAAUACUCCUCCUAUUAUUUGGAAGCACAUACUUAGCCUUUUGAACGAAGUACUAUGUUACGGCAGUACGCUAGCGUUGCAAGAUGUCUUAGCCAAGGAACCGUGCGAUUUAGCUCAUUCUAUCGUCAGAAACGUAAAAGAUGUACGAAAUCGUAACCGAAACAUUUUAUACGUCGUACCUUACAGAGAAGGUAGCGGACGAUUCGGCGGCGGUGCCGGAGACGGCGAUAAAGUUCUACUGAAGCGGUUAAUAUUACUCAUUUUGAAAGCAGUCGCCGUAACUGUCAAAGAAACGAGGUACGAUUCAUCCAGUGACUCGUCGCUCGGCUCCGAAAUGGAGGAAAUGGACAGCGAUAUGGCCCUGAUAGCGCGAAGCAUCGAAGAAGUGCUCGACCAACUAGACGCCAGCGUUAAACAGAUCAUACCGUUCCAUCCUAGAGCGCCGUUGGCCCAAUGGAUAGUGCAAGUCUUCACCGAUCAAGACGAUUACUUGAUCGAAAGCAUGGUUUGCUGUCUCGACGUAGCCGUUGGCUUGUGUUAUCGCGAAAACGCUUCGGCCGAGCUGCGUCAAAAGCUCAAUCCUACGAUAACGUUCUUUCAGUUCCUUCAAACGGUCUCGUUCGACGCGAACGUGCUGUUGGAUUUCUUAGUCUCGAACGAGACCUGCUUUUUACUCUAUAUUUUAAGGUACCUGAAAUACGCGUGUAAAAAUUGGCGCGAAUUCGUCGAAAGUUGUCCCGACGAAAGAGGACGUAUCAUUAACGUACUAGCAAACCUUAGAAAAUCUAUCAAAGAUUUAGUUAAAAAGGAAUUAUUCCCUUAUAACAUAGGACCGGUUUUAAAAUUAUUGAAACGAUGUACCAAAUGCUCUUCGACGUGAUGAAGAUACUCAAUUUUUAUUUUACAUUUGCCUUCUUCCAAUUUCAUAAUUUUAUUGUUAAAUAAAAUCACUCAUUUUUUUGUAACCGGUUUUUUUUUUACUUUAUUUUUUUCUUUUUUGUAUAUUUUGCUGCUAGUAAAUCUUCCCGUGUAUGUGUGUUCAAAUUUUAUCGUGUUUUCCCUCCCUCCCUAAUUAAGUACCUAAACUUUUUUAUUUAUUUAUUUUUCUUUUGUAAUAUUAUGAUUACGAAAAAAAUUUUAAAUCUUAAUUUAUUAUUGUUCUAGUUUAAAUGUAAAAUAAUGUAUUUAAAAAAGUAUUAAUGAUUCUGUAAAUAUUUCUGUACAUAUUUGCCUCUUCUUUUUUUUUUAAAUGAUUUAUUUUUACAUUAUUUAUACUAUUUUUUUUCCUUCUUUUUUUUUAUAAUUUGUACAUUUUAUGUAUUAAAAUGGGUAAAUUUCUAAAAGUUUUGAGCUUUUUCUUAUGGUUUUAUUUUCGUUGCAAUUUUUUACAUUUAGCUUUUUGUUUUAUGCGUAUGAUGAUUGAUGAAUGAUGAUGAAUUGCGUAGAUGCUUCUUAGCAGUAUCUUCGAAAUUGAUUUAUUUUGCCUGAAUUAGUUCGGUUGAGGCUUUCUUAUGUAAUUUACUGUCUUUUUUUUUUUUUUUGUAAUUGCUGUCAAGAUUUGUUUUUAUUAAUAUUUAAAAGGGGUACCGGGUACCGGGCUUUCAACGAAAAAAUCAUUCAGAUAUUGAACUAUGAGGAAUGUCCGUUUUAUUGAACCUGGAAAUUACUUACCUCAUUUUAAAUUACCUUGCUCUGACUUCAUGAUGAAAUAAGUUUCAAGUACCUAAAACCAGCUCUGCUGAGGGUGAUUGGAUUUGAUUUGUUCAAAUAGGUCUGACUGUGAUCUGACUAGAUCUCCGAGAGAAGGGAAUGUCCGGAUCUGAUCAGAUCUAAUUCGAUCGGACUUUCCCUAAGUACAGUUUGAAGAGUUUUGAUCAAAUCUAGUAAGGGAAAACCUGAUAAGAUCAGAUUUGUUUGAUUUGAAAAGAUCAGAUCUGUUUGAGUGUUUGAUCUGACAUGAUCAGAUCUGUUUAAUCAGAUAAGAUCAGAUCUGUUAGAUUUGAAAAGAUCAGAUCUGUUUGAUUUGAUAAGAUCAGAUCUGUUUGAUUUGAUAAGAUUAGAUCUGUUUGAGUGUUUGAUCUGACAAGAUCAGAUCUGUUUGAGUGCUUGAUCUGACAAGAUCAGAUCUGUCUGUUUGAUCUGACAAGAUCAGAUCUUUUUGAUUUGAUAAGAUCAGAUCUGUUUGAGUGUUCGAUCUGACAAGAUCAGAUCUGUCUGUCUGAUUUUAUCUGACAAGAUCAGAUCUGAACCAUUUAUCAAAUUAGGUAGUUGAAAUUUCAUUUUCGGUUUUGAUUUUGAAGAACUGAAAAUGAAGGUUUGUUUCAAACAUUGGUUCCAAAUGCGCAACAUUUGCGAACCAGUUUAAUAGUUCCCAGUUUCGAAUGAUUUUCAAAACUUUCUUCAAAAAAGAGGAGAUUGGCCAUGGUUUAAAGUAAUACGUUUUAGAGAACGAAGAAUUAAUACGUUCAUAUAGGUAUUUCAGAAACAAUUUUAUUGGUAUCUUAUUCCAAAUUUCCAACCAUCCAUCGACCAAGUAACACAUUGAAAAUUGGUUUAAAUUGAAAUUGUCGAACUUAUUAGUUGAUAUCGGAAACCUGGGAAGUUGUUAGAAACAUCUCAUAUCAAAAUUGGCAAUUCCGGUCACCUUUCUGACAAAUAAAUUCGUAAAAGACAAGGCUCCCAAUUGAUCGUCAAUCGAACUAAUUCAUCUUCAUCUUAUUUAAAUGACUGACAAUAUAUCUGUGAUAAUUAAUUGCUACUCAGCUGAAUAUUAUUCCUAGUAGAUGCGAGUAAAAUUAAUCAACGGUAUUUGAAUCGUGCCUUCAAACGAAGUCUAUUUUAAUACUAGAAAUAAGAAGUAUUACUAACGAAAAUAAAAUCGCAAACGACACCUUAAGGUAAAACACCAUUUUAAUUAUUAAUUUUGUACGAAUUUAAUUAUAAUCAAAAAAAAAAAAUUGUAAUGUAAUAAUAAAUUUUCAUUGUUAUUGCAGCACUACUUUAAUAAUUUUUCAACGAACGAUAUUUGAA
Molecule: messenger RNA, 4201 nt
Organism: Planococcus citri (citrus mealybug)
Lineage: Eukaryota; Metazoa; Arthropoda; Insecta; Hemiptera; Pseudococcidae
Gene: lin
Product: protein lines homolog
Exons: 2
Coding region: 240-2051 (603 amino acids)
Source: RefSeq, a predicted model, not a curated record